AUGGAUGCCGUAAAGUCAUUCAACCAGGAGCUCUCCUCGCUGUAUGAGGUGAAGCCUCCUAUAUCUAAGGCCAAAAUGACUGCUCUAACAAGAGGAGCUAUCAAGGCUAUAAAGUUUUACAAACAUGUUGUGCAAAGUGUAGAGAAGUUUAUACUGAAGUGUAAACCAGAUUACAAAGUGCCUGGACUAUAUGUUAUAGACUCUAUUGUGAGACAGUCAAGACAUCAAUUUGGGUCUGAUAAGGAUGUGUUUGCCCCAAGGUUCUCAAAGAAUUUGCAGCAGACUUUCAUUAAUCUCUAUCAGUGUCCUGCUGAAGAUAAAAGUAAAAUCAUCAGGGUACUGAACCUGUGGCAAAAGAAUAACGUUUUUCAACCAGACGUGAUCCAACCCUUGUUCGACCUCGCCGAUCCGAAUAAUCCGAUCUAUAAAGAACUGGAGAACUCAGCACUGCAGCAGCAGCAGCUGCAACAACAACAGCAACAACUACAACAAUCUUCGAACGGAUUGAACAACUCGACAGGCUCCAUCAUCAAAGGUUCCCCAGCCUUGCAGCGUACACCGACCAAGGGAAAUCAACCAGGAAAUGACAGUGUCCAUGGAGCUACGCCUAAUUUGAACUUCUCCGAUCCCAGUGUCAUCCAGCAACUCCAGCAGUUGCAGAGACUCAUAACGAAAAACGUGGAGAAUUCCGCGAGGGCUGAGCAAGUCCACUUCGAUAGAAAACUGUUGGACUAUGACUAUGGAGAUGACGAGGACGAUAUGCACCCGUCUCCGAGACCCCAGCAAAAUUCGAACGAAUCCAUACUACCAGUUACCAGCCUACUCACGAAUCCUGAAGUUCUGCGGCAAUUACAGACAUUGCAGCAAACAAUGGCUAGUGCAUCCCAACCGGAAGUGGACAUGGAUAAAAUGAGGAAACUUCAAGAAAUGAAACAACAAGAAGACGAAUUUGACAAACAUUUAGCCCAGACUGUGCCGAACCUGCCCUUCGCGUCGGAAUGCGACUUCCAGCAAUCGAUGGGCGGGCCCUUCUACAUCGACGGCAUGAACCCGCCCGCGCCCGCCUACCAGCCGGUGGAGUUCGCGCCGCCGCCGCCCCUGCCGCCGCAGCCGCCGCUGAUCGGCGGGCUGGACGACGGCGGCGACGUGGAGGUGAUCAACUUGGACAACGACGAUUCGCGGUCGGCGUCGCCGGACGACAAGUACAGGAAGAGGAGGCGCAGCCGGUCGAGGUCGAGAGACAGGAGAGGCAGGGACAGAGAAAGAGACAGGAAGCGAUCGAGAUCGCGAUCGGGCAGCAGACGGUACAGGUCUCGGUCGCGGGAACGCAACGACAAGGGCAAGGGGAAGGAGAAGGAGAGGGAGAAGGAGAAGCGGGAGGAGAAGGAGAGAGAGAGCGAGCGGGACAAGGAGAGGAAGAAGCGGGGUUUGCCGGCCAUCAAGAAGGACCAUCUGAGCGUUUGCAGUACCACCUUGUGGGUGGGCCACCUGUCGAAGCUGGUCCACCAGGACGACUUGUCGAACACGUUCGGCGAGUUCGGCGACGUCGUCAGCAUCGAUCUGAUCCCGCCGCGAGGGUGCGCCUUCAUCGUGAUGCUGCGCCGGCAGGACGCCGCCCGCUGUCUGGGCAAGUUGAAGGGCCACAUGCUGCACGGGAAGGCCAUAACGUUGGCCUGGGCGCCCGGCAAAGGGGUGAAAGGCAAGGACCUGAAGGACUAUUGGGAGGGCGAUCUCGGCGUCUCGUACGUGCCCUUCAACAAGAUCAAAGAGGACAUCGACCUCGACCUGCUCGAAGAUGGCGGCAUGAUCGACGACGAGACGAUGCCGGACUGGAUGCGCGAAAAGGUCGAACGGAUGGGCAAGAAACCAAUGGACAUGCCCGCCUACCUGUUGCCCGACUCCGCCCACAUCGACACCAGCCAACCGCCGCCGAUGGCGGGGGCCGGGCUGCUGCAGCCGCCGCCCCUCAUGCCGAUGGUGUCGCCCUUCGGGUUCAACAACAGGUUGAUGGGCAUGAACGUGCCGCCCGGCAUGAUGAACUUGCCCAGCAUGCCGAAUAUCCCGUUGGGCGUGCCGCCGCCUAACAUGGGCGGGAUGUUGUCGAAUCAGAUGAUGGGGAUCGGGUCGCCUUUCCAAGGACCGCCCGGCAUGAUCGCGCCGCAGAUCCCGCCGAUCGACAGCAAACCGUCCUCUGUCAGCACCGAGGCCGACCUGCACAACCUCAGCAAAUCGCUGAUGAGCAUCACGCAAUCGUUCGGCAUGGUGCAACAGCCGCCGCCGGCGCCCCACGAGGACGCCAUGGACGUGGAGAUGGAGGACGCGGAGAAGUCGCAGGAGAAGGGGGGCGCGUUCGACGUCCCGCCGGCGGCUGGGUUCGGUAGGUCGGGUCGCAGCGAGGAGAGGAGGGAUCGAAGGGACGACAGGGAUAGGAGGAUGAGGAGCAGGGAUAGAGACAGGGAUAGAGAGAGAGAUCGUGGCGGCCGAGACCGUAACGGUGGCAGAGACCAGGGCAGAGACCAAGGCAGAGAUCAAAGUAGAGACCAAGGCAGAGAUCAAAGUAGAGACCAAGGCAGAGACCAAGGCAGAGACCAGGACAGAGACCGCGAUCGCAAAGACAACAGAGACAGAGAUUUCAGCAGAGGCAGGGACAGAGACAGACGCGACGACCGGCGCGACAGGAACAACCGCUGGAACGAGCGCGACAGAGAUUUCCGCGACAACGGCAACGCUAGAGAGAGACGCGAUAAUCAAAAUCGUGACGUCACGCCGGCCGACAACAACAGAGAAGAUCGUCGCGAUCGCGAGAAGACGCUCAACGACCGGCUGAGAGAGAUGGCAGGAAUGGGAGCCGGUUCGGAUGAGGGGAAUCGAGAUAGGAGCAGAGACAGACCGUUCAGGGACAGGAGGGACAACAACAGCUCGAGAUUCCCGUCCGCCAGGGACAAUUUCUCUGGCAACAACAAGUCAGCGCGUGGGGAAGCUCCGGAAGAGGUUGACAGGCCAAACAACGAAUCGAUCAGAUCGGAAGAGUCAUCUACUAAAAACGAAGGAGCGAUCGAGAAACCUGACAAUGUUGUUCAGGAGCCAGAAAAACCUGCCGACAUGGAAGGAGAAGGUGGUAAGGUAAAGGAAGGGGAUGCCGGAGAAGACGUUUCUGCAAACGAUACCGACAUGGUUGAGCAACCAGAGGAGCAGAUAGGCGAACAACAGGAACAACUCGAGGGGCAAAAGCUUAUGUUCGAACCUCCGCCUGGUCGAAUGUUCGACGGACCUCCAGAUGGGAUGUUUGACGGGCCGCCAGAAAGAUUCGAUGGUCCGCCAGAAAGAUUUGAUGGCCCACCAGAAAGAUUCGACGGUCCUCCGGAGAUGUUUGACGGGCCGCCAGAUAGAUUUGAAGGUCCCCCGGAGAUGUUCGAUGGUCCACCAGACAGAUUCGAUGGUCCUCCCGAAAUGUUCGACGGUCCUCCCGAGAUGUUCGACGGGCCGCCUGGUAGGAUGUUCGAUGGACCGGAUGGGAUGUUUCAAGAUGGACCGGAUCGAAGGUUCGGUCCGCCAGAUAGAAUGAUGUUCGAAGGUCCGCCCGAUCGCAUGUUCGACGGCCCGCCCGACCGCAUGUUCGACGGCCCGCCCCGCCCGUGGGGCCGCGGCAGGGGCAGGCGCGGCGGCCGCUCCGCCGACUUCAUGGACGACGCGAUGCACUUCCGGGGCGACGACCGCUUCAUGAGGGGCGGCGGCGGCAGGCGAGACUUUCGCGGAGGCGGGCCGGACGGGGAGUUUUUCGGGCCGCGCGAGGAGUUCGGCCCGCGCGGUCCCCCGCCCCCCAUGAUGAUGAGAGGGGGAAGGGGGCAUCGAGGACGCGGGGGACAGUUCUUCCCGCCUAGGGGCAGAGGUAGAGGAGGUCAAUUCAGAGAUGGCCCCAACUUCAACCCGCGCUUCGACGGACCCAUGUUCGACGGCCCGCCCUUCAGGGGGGCGGGGCCUCGCAUGCAUCCGCCCUUCCGGGACGGCCCACCGAUGAUGCGCUUCCGCGGUCCGCCCGGCUUCGACGACGGCCCGCCCGCAUUUGAAGACGGCCCGCCUGCUUUCGAGGACGGCCCGCCCGCCUUCGAGGACGGCCCGCCUGGCGGUGAUCGCUCCGCCAAUAGGGACGGUCGCCGCAGCAGGUGGGGGGCGGAGUCGGCCGAGCAGCCAGGCGAGGGGGCGGAGUCGGAGUCGUUCGCGCCGCCAAUAGCAGACGAAGGGGGCGUGGCAGAGAGGGAGACGGGCACGCCGGUGGCGGACGAGCGGUCGCCGCCUAGGCAGGAGGCGGGGGAGGGUGCGGAGGUGGUGGGGGAGAGUGAGGCGGAGCCGGCUGCCGAGUAG
This is a messenger RNA of Phaedon cochleariae (mustard beetle), 4362 nucleotides long. NCBI's taxonomy places the organism in Eukaryota, Metazoa, Arthropoda, Insecta, Coleoptera, Chrysomelidae. The record is from the annotation of a GenBank genome assembly.